Ruditapes philippinarum (Manila clam) is the source of this 5507-nucleotide messenger RNA. Its product is annotated as dual serine/threonine and tyrosine protein kinase-like. Gene Ontology annotation, molecular function: protein kinase activity; ATP binding. The transcript is spliced from 18 exons. The coding region runs from base 246 to 3284 and encodes 1012 amino acids. The record is from RefSeq and is a predicted model, not a curated record. NCBI's taxonomy places the organism in Eukaryota, Metazoa, Mollusca, Bivalvia, Venerida, Veneridae. Gene Ontology annotation, biological process: protein phosphorylation.
UUUAACGAAUUCUUUUAUUGAAAUGAAGCGACUGGCACGACCGCUCACUUUGCAAAUUUGAUAUACGAAUUGAGGUUUUUAUUUGUCAUUGAACAUGCUAUCUUUUUUGGAAAUCGUAAAGGCAAAUUUGUAGAUUGUGAAAUAUCGGCACAGUCAUCAUUAUAAGAAUAUACAAAAGCGAAAGUAGCUGCGAGACAGGAUUGUAGGUUUAGUCUAAUGCGCAUAAUGUGGUGAAGAUAGAGACAAUGGCGCCACAAGACACCAAAUUUUACGUUCAGAGUAAGCAGAAUGCAUUACAGAUACCGGAUGUUAAAACGGCCAUGGAAGUGUUUAAGCUUCUGGGAGUUAACGCCAAGGGGCUUGGUAUCAAAAAUAAAGAUGACGCCAUCAGGAUCAUCAUACAAGAGCUUGACAAGGGCGUGUCUAUAUCAGAAAUCAAACAGAAAGAGCCAGCAAAGGGAUUAAAGAAGGCUAUAGAAGAUGACAAUGUUAACAAGCAGAAACUGAUCGUCAAAUAUGAUGCAGCACAAAAGCUGUUCGGUGAACUGCCGCCUAAAUACAAGAAGGAUUUGAACCAAGUUUUUCCAGGAAUAGAAAAUGAAUUUGAGGCAAGGAAAAACGAGAUUAAGAGAAGCGAGUGUACCAUUCUUGUUGUUGGGGAGACAGCAUCAGGGAAGAGUAGUCUUAUCAACCUGUUGCUAGGUGGCAUCGACCUGUUGCCAACCAGUCAACUCGGCUGUACAACUACAAUAUGUGAAAUAAGAACAAAUAAGGAUGGACGGAAAGAAGCAAUAGGCUAUUAUAGAUCGGCAAUAUCAGAGGACAAUAGGAAAGGCAAGAAGCCAUCUCCAGUUAUGUUUGACUUGAGAUCAGAGUCUGGUCUACUUAAGUUCCAAACCGCUCUUUCUCAGAGUGACGAUGAUGGCGACUCACCAUUUGAGAGAUUUGAAGUAACCUGGCCAUUUCAAAUGCUUGAGGAAGGGAUAGUAAUUGUGGACACCCCUGGAAUAGGUGGCGGCGGAAACAUGGCCAAAUAUGCCGAGAAAUACUUGUCCAAGUCGUACGGCUUUAUCUAUGUCAUUAACAGUGCCAACGCUGGAGGGGUCCAAAAAGGAAGGCUCCAAAAUUUCAUGCGAUUGGUAACAAACAGCGCAGGUGAAGAGGGAUACAAUGCUGAGUCGACAAUGUUUGUGUGUAACAGAUGGGAUAUGGUACCUGACAAAGACAAAGAAGCUGUCAAACGUGAUACUUGUGAAAAAUUGUCACGUUUUUAUACUGAUCUGAAACGUUCUCAAGUUCAUUACAUGUCAAUGUUAGAGGCAAAGAGAGGGUUGGGAUAUGGAACUAUGACAAAGGAAUAUAUACAGCUUAUGGACCUUGUGGAGCAAUUAUUGCCAGAUAGUCUAAGAUCUAGAUUAAAUACUCAUUAUAGGUGGCUAACAGCUGUGCUUAAACGAACAAUCUACUCCCUGAAAGUUUCAAAAGUUAUGGCUGCAAAAUCAAUGGAAAAGGUCAAAGAAGAACUUCAACAGAUAAAGCAGCAAAUCUCUGCGUUAGAAUCAAAAUCAAAAGAAAGCAUAUCUUACCUCAAGGGCACUAUUACGCACGAGUCGGAAAUGGUAUCAAAAACAGUAAUUGACGCCUUGCAAUCACGAGAGUUGGCGGAGCGAUUGUUCAACUGGAAACCAAGUGAAUGCCCAAGGGAUGGGAAGAGGGUUGCAGCAGACGCAUUGGAUGCUAUUGCAAACAAAAUAGCAUUAGAAAUGAACUUCUGGGAGAGAGAAAAUAAAGUAGUUGGUGGCAUCAAGGAUAAAAUUAUAAGGGUUUGUAAACGGGACUUUGAACUCAUGGAAAAUCAGAUAGCUAAGUUAGAAGGUGCACUUCUGGAUGGAGAUAUGAAAACAGUGCAAGAUCUUCACAAAUCAAUCAAAAAGCAGGCACCUCCGAAUAAAAUUUGGAGAAAGGCAAAGGAAGCCAGUAUUGAUGAGGAUUCUGGAAGUUUUAAAGGUCUUGGAGGCGCAAUUUCCUCUGUAUGUUCUCUAAAAUCGGGGGACAAACCUAUCAAAAAAAUAUUUUCUGAUUAUAAGUCAAAAGAUCAACAAAAAACCGUUUGUAAAAUGCAAGAUGCAACGAAAGCGGUGCUGGACAAUAUAACUCAGAGCAAACAUCUGUUUACUAAAGUCCACGCCUUUUUCAAGAGAUUUAUUAAAGGCAUUGACACAGUGGCGAAAAUGAUACCUGACUUUUUAAAAGCAGAUCUAGAAUUAAUGGAAAUGCUGCGAGAUGAAAUGAACGAUACUGAAGCUAAUUUGAAAGACCUAUUUCCAAAACUAUUAUAUACAAGCCAUACUCUUCUGGGCCAGCUUGACUUGUUCUAUGUCAACUACGUGAUGGUGUUCGAUUUUCAAUUGGAAGAUUUAAAAUGGGAUGGUAAUGAUCCGCCUAUCGGUAGUGGGAGUUUUGCAGAUGUUUACAUUGCAGAAAUGAAAACAACGAGACGCGGUAAUCUACCUGUUGCUUUGAAAGUAAACAGAGAUCCAGUGAAAGAGAACACUGUAUCAGAUAUACUCCUUGAAGACAGAACGAUGAGAGAGCUAGAACAUCGAAAUGUCAUCAAGUAUUAUGGGGCCUGCUAUAGAUUUAGAGAUGCCAAACGCAAAAAAGAUAUGCAGUGGAUUAUGAUAAUGGAAGUUUGCAAGUGCACUCUUAAACAGAAGUUUAUAGGUGUGGACGUCAACAAUCCUGGGAAACUACAACCGGGACUCGCUCAACAGAAAGAAGCGAUAAAGAUGUAUGAUUUUGCGCUGCAAAUCUGUUCUGGAUUGAAAUACCUGCAUGAAAAGGGAUUCGUUCACAGAGACCUGAAAUUGGAGAAUGUUUUGGUCACGGAAAAUGAUGAAGUAAAAUUGACGGACGUCGGGCUGGCGAAACAGGGGCAAGACAUAGCAUUCAGUAUGGUAGGAAGUCCAGUGUACAUGGCACCGGAAGUUCUUUUACAAUCACAAAACUAUGACCACAAGGCUGAUAUAUACAGUAUUUCUAUCAUGCUAUGGGAGAUGUGGUACGGAAAGGAUGCGGCAGACUACAUCCAACAACAAUUGUUCGGACCACUAGAUAAAGCUAUAAAGGAGGGACUGCGACCAUCCCUCAAACUUAAUUGUAAGUCUCCACCAGCUGUAGCUCACAUUAUAGAAGCGUCAUGGAGUUACGAACCAGAAAAAAGACCAGAUGCUGAAUUUCUUUGCAAGUUCUUUAGUGAAUUAUUGCGUGAUAUGCAAAAGUAGAAUGGAUAAUAAUAAACCGCAUUGUAUUAUUAUUGACAUUUUUUAGUUAUUUUUUUAUUUUAUUUUUUGUUGUUUAUUAUUUUAGACAUACAGAUUAAUACUCGUGAUUUAUAUAGCAUUUAUUAAACCGUUGUGUAUUUCAUAGGAUGACUUUGAACGUCACAAUGCAUAUAAAUUAAUAUGAUAUGAUAUUCAAUCAAUGUAGCAACAUUUUUAUUAUGUAAAUUUCCUAUUUGAAACAGAAGAUGUGAUUUUAUAUUUAGAUAUGAUUCUCCAUUUGUGUCUUUAUUGUUUUCAGUGUAAGCACAUCAAACAGAUGCUUAAACUUAUCAUUAAAAACAAUAUUAACGUCAACAAUUAACAUGUGUUUAAUUCAUUUAAUUGCAUCGGCUUUUAAACGAGCACUUUAUUGGAAAUGUGUAAGUAAACAUUAGCUAAUAUCGACCAACUAUGUUCUUAUUAAAAUUGCUUUAUAGAGUGUUCCUUCAAUAUUUAGCAAUUUGACGUGAUCUGUUUUGGAACACGUGGAUUUGAAUAAUGAUAAAACAUUUGUUUUUUAUAUUUGGAAAGCAAUAACUAUUGGAAGUGUGGUCAAGAAAUUUCACUUGAGGAACAAGGUUGCUCAUGUUGUCAAGGUUUUCCUAAUUUUGAAGCUAUCUUGUUCGUUUAAUACAAUUGCUUAUACACACAUGUAUGGAGAGGCACCCUGGACGACUCUCUACAUCACUUUAAGCUUAGACAUAUAAAUAAAAUUGUGUCUGUGUAGAGUAAACUGUUCAGAAAAUGAUAUCCCAGUUCGAUAAUAAUAAUAAUAAUAAUAAUAAUUAUAAUAAUAAUAAUGAUAAUAAUAAUAAUAAUAAUGAUGAUGAUGAUGAUGAUGAUGAUGAUGAUGAUGGCAAUAACUGAGAUAUCUUAAUUGUUUUAUAAAAACAAUGGUAAAAAGGAAAUAAUUACUGACAUAACAUGCACAGAGUUCCUUACUAAAAUAUUAUUUUAUUUUGUAUAAAUAUUGAGUAUUUUGAUUACUUACUACUGUUUAAAUGUGGAAAUGCUAAGUCAGCAUUUUAAUUGUUGCUGCGACAGUCAGACAAGGUUUUUGUUGCACGUAUUCGUCAAUUACAUAAUUACAAGUCGAUUAUCUGGACAUUGAUUUUGUUAUCUAGAAAUCAAACCUUAGCAGAAAUCAAGGCAUCUAAUUGGUUUGUCGUUUAAUAGACAAAUUAAAAGAUUUCUUCAUAAUAGGUUUUGUUAUCAAUACAAUGCUUUAAAACUUUUAUUUCUAUAACAUUUUUUAAGUUAACUGUGUAUACUGUGUUUCAUCAUAACAUACCGGUAAUGUGUGCACGUUUGUGCGUGUGUGCGUGUGUGUGUGUAGUUUUAAUCAUAUCUUUUGUGAUCUAUCCGAUUAAAGGGAGACAACAAAUAAAAUUGCACUAUAAUUCAUUAUCAAUUUAGAUGAAAAUGUUUGUCUUAAUUUAAGAUUAAGGAUACACAUAUUCUAGAUAGCUGAACUAAUGAUUCUGAAAUGCUUGUUUUUAUAUCUUCAUUUAAUGAAAAUAAAUGAAAGAGGUUAAAAAGUUAUAUUUUUUAUAUUUUAUACAAAUGCAAAUCAAUAAUGGUAUGUUGUACAGUUAGGGUUACGUUGGAUAAAUAUCGAAUUCAUGGCAACACAAGUUUACAGAUAUCCACUAAGCAUAAAACUUCGUAGCUUCUUACAUUCCUGUCAAUGAAAGAGAGCAAAACCAGGUCUAAAUGAGAUAUGGUCAUGAUAGAAACAAUGAAAAUAUGUGUGACAUUUUCAGAAUCACGUUCACAAGCAUAGGCUGUUGUGAUCAAUAUUCAUGUUUUAUACUAUUUUCAUUAACCACUUUUCCUUAAAGAUAAUUAUUGACUGUUUAUAUAUAAUAUCAAGCUGAGAGAAAAUAAAAUGUGCUUUAUAGGUCAUGGAAUGUCUCGACAAAUUUAUCAGUUACAUAAGAAUAAUAAAACAACAUAUGUAAUGUACAAUGUAUAUAGAACAAGUUUCUUGUCACCGAAUUAUGGAAACAUUUCAAUUGUCACCAAAUCUGCAUUAAAUAUAUAUUUGUAUACACAGCAAGAGACAAUGGUAAAAUAUUAGGAUUAAAAGAAAAGAUUGUUUUUCCAAAAGUAAGAAGAAAACACAUACAUUGUAUCAAAUUAUAGAUGUUUAAUGGCGCAAUAAAAACAUAUUGAAUGAAAAUA